UCGACUCGGGCUAUCAAAAAGCCCCCCUACUCCAGCCGUUCACAUUAUCAUUGUACAGCCACCAUAAUAGCAGACGCUUUCCAGCUUUUGAAGUCAUUUCUACUUAUAACUUUGACUUGUUGAAUACUUGGACUUGAUGAGACACAGUAGGCCUACAGGACGAUAUGCACAGAACAGUCAAUACUUUUCUUACUAUCUUGUGCGAAAAAUAAUCAACUAAUUGGUUCUACACCGAUUAUUGAACAAAAAAUAUUCCGGAUUUAAUUUAGAAUUUUAAAAUCAAAAGAUGAUGUAUGACCAAAGACGGUUUGUAACUUGUGUUGUGGUUGGUUUACUGUUAUGUCUGGCGGUGUGUGAAUGUCGACGUAUCGAAGGGAAACAACUUCGUCGUCACAGAAAUAGAGGUCUCUUACGGUUUCCAGGAAAUGAAUCGACAACAACGAGACCGACAAGGAGCACGAAUCCGAUAUUCCGACCAUUCGGAGCAACCAAGUCAUCACGUAAACAAAACUCGGCAAUUCGCGGCAGUCGUAAAGCCGUUGUCGUAACCAAGAAGACCUAUUUACGUAAAGAAUGGUGUAAAACCCAACCGUUGAAACAAAUUAUACGGGAAAAGGGCUGUUUACGGACGACCGUUAUUAACAGUUUUUGUUAUGGGCAAUGCAAUUCCUUCUUUAUUCCCAAAUCGGACAAAUCCGACGACAAACCAACAGCAUUUAUGUCAUGUGGAUUCUGCAAGCCCCGUAAAUAUCGAUGGAUUCUUGUGACGCUGCGCUGCCCUGGAAAAAAGGGCAUGAGAUUCAAACGUAAACGGAUUAUGAGAAUUAAAAAAUGUAGAUGCAUGGCACAAGAUGUACAGUUUCCGUGAACAUUUUACAACGUUCUUGAUGACGUGAACAUUUUACAACGUUCUUAAUGACGUGAACAAUUUACAACGUUCUUGAUGACGUGAACAUUUUACAACGUUCUUGAUGACUUGUAGAUAUGUGAAGUACGAAAUACACCCAAAUGGUUGUGAUGUGACUAAAUACAAUUUGUGAUGCACUCAUUUUGCUGAACUCAAACGAGAUCAGGCGAAAUAUUUUGAAUAUUAAACAUUACGGCAGAUUGGGAAAUUUGAACAGAGUUCAUAUUGUAUGUUACUAAAUAUAGUACAGUUGUAUUUGACUCAUAAAAUAACAUUUUGACUCUCUUUUGUGAACUUAAUUCUGACCAUGUAUGGUGAACUCAAUUUUGACUUUAUACAUUGAACUGAGUUCUGAAUUUGUACACUGAACCCGUUUUGACUUUGCACAGUGAAUUACGGUUUUACUGACCUAAAAUGUGAGAUAAAUAAAUGCCCAUUGUAUUUUGACUCUAGUGAGAUACCAGUGCUGUAUGGAUUGUUUUUUUUGACUCUUAAACAGUGGAUUGUAUUUUUGACUCAGGGAAGACAUUUUAACGGGUUGUUAAUUAAAUCAUCCACAAUAACAAGCAAAAAGAAUUUGGUUUAGCUUUGAAUUGAAUUAUCUGUGUAAUAACAAGCAAACAGAACUUGGUUUAGCUUUGAAUUGAAUUGUUUGUGUAAUAAAAACUGUCAUUUAUUUCAACAGUGGAACUAAUUGACGUGGAUAAUAUCUUCAGUGCUGCCAUCUAGCGUGCUAAUUAGAUUUAUUUCCCUUGUUGAAAGAAGAAGAAGCUAUUCGGUGCCACUGAUCUAUCUUAUAUCGUUUUAGAUACACACAACCGACCUAAUGGGAAUUAAUGAACAUUCGCCAAAUUCUUAUAAAUGCUUCAUUUCCACAACUUUGAAUUUCCAUUCUUCUCAGACUAAUUCUGGUUGAAGUUUUGGCAGACGAGGCGAUUAUUUGGGCGGGAAACGUUAGUUCUUAUCGAACUUCAUCAGUUAAGUCGCCACAGCGGAGACGAAAUACCGCCAAAUGUCGACACUAUGUGAAUUGCCCUUAUCUUUAUUAACUGAUUCCUUAUCAUCCAGUCGUUUAGUUUAUCAAUGAAUUUUAUUGACAUGUGAGACUUGAUAACAGUGACGACAUGAAUGAUUGUAGCAGUCUGCGGUUAGUUAUUUUAUUUCUGUCUUUUAUACAUGUUAAAUCUAAGAUGGCGGCGUAUGGCGUGGAUCAUUAAAAUGAAAUAUAGAGCUGUGUUAGAAUGUUAAUCAAGUUUAUGCCCCAGUUGAAAUACAGAAGAAAGAGAUAAAGAGAAUUAAGAACGCGACGGCGCCUGACGUUAAACUCUCGUCCUAUUAUCACUAUUGUUACACGAGAUUGUGCGAGACAUAAUAUGCGAGAGUCAAGUGGACGUAUUAACCAACAAGUGGCGCUUUUUACCGACUACUUGACAACACAAUGCGCGAGUUAAUGGCGGGAGCGGGAUUAUAAACACGUGGGGUCGUUCUCGAGGUUUUUUCAAUUAGAAAAUCCUUUUCACUACAGAGGAUUACUGCGUACCCCAAACAAAGAUUUGUAUCAGGUUGCCUUACACAGUGUGUGGUGAUCAUCAGACGAAAGAUCAGACGUUUGACUCCAGAUUUAACGGCAAAUAACAAAUCUCUUACUGAUAGCAGACGAUAACUACAGGACAUCAUGACGUCAUCAAAAGAUCUAGUGUUUUACGCCUGACCAGAGCGAGCACUGUUGGCACCAUGUUAUUACGUCAUUUGUUUUGUUAACUAUAUAUAUAUAUAGAAAACGUUGUACUGUUCGACAUAUCCCAAGAGAUUAUUCAACCCUUUAUAAAUUCUCAAUUAAAUCAACAUUAGAGCUGGUUUUAAACAGAGAUCUAUUUUGUUCAUCCUUUCGGGUAAAACAGAGAUCCAUUUUGAUACGUUCUCUGAUUUGAAAUUAUUUUACUGCUAAAACUAUUAAAUGAUCACACAGUCGAUAAAAUUUAACCUUUGAAUUCAUUUGAUUUAAGGGGUUUUUAUGAUAUGUAUACUACAUAUUAUUUUGUACGUUAUAUCUGCAAAUAUUUAUUUACAUUGUGAAGACAGAUCUUAUUCGAAUUAAAGAUGCAUUAUGGAAGAUUUAAAUAAAGAGCUGGCUGUUCUUGCUAUAAUAGUUUUUAAAAAUAAAAAAUAAGGAAGAAUGAAAAUAUAAAACAUUUCUGAUGCAAUCUAAACAAAGGGUCACGGGUGACGUAAUACGUAAUAUUGCAGUUAAUAUUAAAGUCUCUGCGCGGUAAUUGUAUUUUUGUUAAAUAUCUCAUUUUUAACGGCGCUGACUUGGGAUGUCAAAUAUUGAUACAUUUUAAAUUCUUUAUAUCUUUGUAAAUACUGAAUGACACUGAAUCACUUUUUUUUAGAAAUUCCCCGUUCACAAUAUUGUAGUUUUCAGGGUUCUUCGACCCUCCAUUGACGCGUAGAGACUUUAAGUUACAGCAGAGUGAAGUUAUAAUGCCACACUGUGUUUUAACAGUUUAAAUUUAAUAAAUUGAAUGAUUCGACGUAGGAAUAUUUUCUACUCGUUUCUAUACAAAUGAAACAUUAAGUGUUUACCUAAAUAGCAUCAGUUAUAACGCGGUUGUUAUAGCCAUACUUAACUGUCUUGUACUCUGCGCGUUUUAUGAAAAACAUGCUAAAGUUUAGAUAGUAUUUGAAAUGCGUGUGGUACUUUCUGCCACGCGUUAUCUAAUAGGACAGUUUUAGUAUCUUGACGUAUUGCUGAGCCCCGCUAUAAUGUCAACGCUCUACUACAGCGUUAUAAGAGUUUAAUAUUACUAGCAUAGUGCGUUGUUAUAGCCGUAUUUGACUGUCUACAGACAUAUAUGCUAUAACGCCAAUGCUCUACUACAACGUUUUUAAGAGUUUAACAUUACUAGCCCUACUUUUCUGCUCCGACUGGGCAAAUGAAGACGGCGUGUUGACUGGGUUAGUUCUAAAUAAUAAGGUCAGCUUAAUUUUUCGUCAUACGUCACGAGAUAUAAACAGGGCUAGCGCUAAUCCCAACCCUAACCCUGGACCUAGCCCCAGUGCUUACCCUAACCCUAACCUACAAUCUCGCCAACAAUCACGUACCCUAACCUCAUUUACAUCUCAGCGACCUUUACAAAAAUUGAGCUGGCCUUAACAAAUAGAUUUAGCCGGCCUUAACAAAUAGAUUUAGUCGUGUUGUAAAUAUGUAAAUAUAUAAUGUACUCAAGAAACUGUGAUAUGUGUAAAUAUACGUGUUAUUAUAAUGUUUGUAUAUAUUAUAUGUAUAUAUAGCCUAUUAAAUAUCUCUAACUUAUACACUUUCAUAUAUUAUUAUUAUUAUUAUUAUACAGUGGAACAUGUCAGUCCAGUCCAACUCAAGUCGGAAAUGUUACUAAAGUUGGGUUUCAGAAGGAUUUCUACUCGUGGUCGGAUUUAACCUAUUCUGGGCCCUAUGGCCGAACUCAUCAAUGAGCCCACUAGUUGAAGACCGCUGUGAGCCUGUAAUUAUUAUGGUACAUGAACCCUUAUGGUUUUGAAUAUAUUAUAUAGUGAAAUACCUUGUGUGUACACCCAAAACAAGGUUAUACGCUGGCAUGCUCUGCGAAAACUUAGUUUCAGUGGGCUGCCCCAGGACUAGUGGACUGCGUCUGACAAAAUAAAAAGAAUUGUGAUUAAAACCUUUCUAAUUUCAAUUGUUUACCCAGAGAUCUUAGAAUAUUUAGCAAAGAGAAACCAGUCUAAAUAUUAUUUUAUUUAUAUGUAAAGGACUGGAAAAUGGCAAAAAGUGGGUUUACUAUUAAUACAAAUAUUUAUAAAUUACUGAUUUUUUUUUAUCAAAUUUAAAAACAUUAUUUUGUCGCCAUAUCUUAUUGACGUCAGCCAUUUGGUUUAAAAAAUUGACCAGCAUAAUUCCACAUGCUUAUGGACAACUACGUAGAUUGUUCAAAAAAGAGAAAAUCUCGCGUCUUGUUUACUAGUUUCUGUUUAAUCACGAUCCACUGCUAUUUGCAUGUUAUUGUCAAACUGUCUCAUGCAUAUUAUAAUAAAAUCAUGAUGGGGCUUCAA
This is a messenger RNA of Patella vulgata (common limpet), 4975 nucleotides long. Its product is annotated as gremlin-2. Gene Ontology annotation, molecular function: receptor ligand activity; BMP binding. Gene Ontology annotation, biological process: animal organ morphogenesis. Bases 287 to 868 code for a protein of 193 amino acids. Lineage: Eukaryota; Metazoa; Mollusca; Gastropoda; Patellidae. The record is from RefSeq and is a predicted model, not a curated record. The transcript is spliced from 2 exons.